AUGAGGACAGGAGGAAGGACGCACCGCUGUUCCCACCACGUGGGUGCAGUGUUUCUGGUGCUGCUGCUGCUCGUGGCGGUACAUCUCGGUGGUGGUGACGCCGCCGUAACACUACGCCUCGUGCAGGUGCUGCACCGCCACGGCUCGCGGUCAGCAAUUGUAUCGUACAAUGCCAGUCAACUAUGCGGUGAUGUUCCAUGCGGCUAUUUGAACGUGCCUGGUCAGAAAAUGACGAUCAAUGCAGGGAGUUUUCUGCGAGAGCACUACAACAGCGACCCUGCAAAUCCAUUCUUCCCGUCGGAGAGCUACGACCUUGAUGUCUCCUACACCCGCUCCACUGAUGUGCUGCGCACCCUCCAGAGUGCUGAGGGUCUCCUACGUGGGCUGUUCCCCAACAUGUCCGCGUUCUUCCCAGCCGUUCACACGGUGGAUAGUGGAACUGAUUGGCUUCUGAUAAGUGAUGUUAUACCCUACAACAAUGUCUUUGGAGGUUUAGAUAAGCAGUGGAAGCGAAACGUGUGUAACCCGAUGGUUGACACCCUCAUCGACUUUGCUACCCUUCAGAACGUUGCCAAAGAGGCCCUCAGUGAGGGUUACUGUGCAAACGCGGAGGACCGCUGCGACUGCGCAUCUCAGCUGUUUGACAUUGGUAAUGCACUAGAUGCGGACGGACGGAUCAGUACCUUCCCGCUGCUUAAGGCGAACCUGGAGAAGCUGCGCGCCUUUGUGCAGUUUGAGUUCCUUUCAAAGUUUGGGUACAAUGCGUCGAACGAGAGGGACGUAAAAAUGGGAAGCCAGGGUCAGAACUUUGUGCAGCAAGUAUUGUCGAAUGCCCAGCUGCACAUGCAGGGGAAGUCCACCUACAAACUGUACCACUACAGUGCACACGACACAACACUCAGUCCGGUGGCAGCAACACUUCGCGACACCACACCCAAUGGUGCGCUGCCUCCCUUUGCUCAGUUGUACGCAUUUGAGCUGCUGUACGAUGACUCCGCCAAUGCGUACAGCAUGCGGGUGAGGCGCGGCUACCCCGGACAGACGCCCGAGAGUGACUACGCCUUUGCCUGGGAUGACUUCCAGCUCAAAUGCAUGAGCAGCGACGGCGCUGUCUACAAUGCGGCAAACAACACCUGCCCCUACUACGACUUCCAGCGCCUCGUUGACUCCUCAAAGCCGAAGGACCCUGCUGGGUUGUGCUACCUCGACGACGAGUACAAGAGUCUUCUCGGCUGCCCUUCCUCUGCAGGGCAAUCACCCAACAGCAAUUGCCAGGCCUACCGAAAGGUUUGCCCGGCGUGGUCCUGUGGUGCUGACUUCACCCUGGACCCGGUGACGCUGCAGUGUGUGUGCAGUUCUGCGUCCUGCAUGGGUCUCAGUGAGGGCAACGGCAACAGCAGCGGUGGUGCAAAGAGCGGGUCAGGGCUUAGUGUAGGUGGGACGAUUUGUGUUUCCAUUCUUGCUUUUGUUUUUGGUGUUGUGUUGAGUUCAAUUAUUUUAAUAUUGUGGGAAAGGCAAGGGAGAUGGAAAAGUCUUAUAGACAGUAUGUUGGAUGUGGAACAGUCUUAG
This is a messenger RNA of Trypanosoma theileri, 1569 nucleotides long. Its product is annotated as membrane-bound acid phosphatase 2. Gene Ontology annotation, molecular function: phosphatase activity. Gene Ontology annotation, biological process: dephosphorylation. The transcript has a single exon. Lineage: Eukaryota; Euglenozoa; Kinetoplastea; Trypanosomatida; Trypanosomatidae. The record is from RefSeq and is a predicted model, not a curated record. The coding region runs from base 1 to 1569 and encodes 522 amino acids.